Rotaria socialis is the source of this 1461-nucleotide messenger RNA. NCBI's taxonomy places the organism in Eukaryota, Metazoa, Rotifera, Eurotatoria, Philodinida, Philodinidae. The record is from the annotation of a GenBank genome assembly.
AUGCAACAAACACAAGCACAAAAUUUUCAUGAUCCUCGAUUGAGCACUAGUUCUCAUUCAUCAUUAUCAGCAGCAACCAAUGCUCUUCUUAAUGGACUUUUACCGUCACAUCGUUUUUCUCAAAUAUCAGCUAAUACGACAGCACUUGCAACAUAUCUCACUCCAAAUCAAUUACAAGCUUUACAAAAACGUAAUAGUCAAUUAAAACGAUCUGAAAGAAUUAAACAUAUCAGUUUAACAAUGAGUUUGACUCUUAUUCUUGCCAUUCUCCUUAUCGUUACGAUUGAACUAGCAACAAAACUUGUUAAAAUUCAACGAAAACAAUUUUCAUUGAAAUCAUCUAACAAAAUUUCUAAUUUUACAACAGCGAAUAAUCAAACAAAUUUAACAGAAGAAAACAUAUAUCCCAUUAGUGCCUUUUUUACUUGUGUUUGGAUUUUUAAUAGUCUUCUAUUCAUUAAUUGUUUCAUAGUGCAUUCAAUCUUAGUUCAACGACGUUCAUCACGUCGUCGAACAACAGCUGUAUUUCUCAGAGAAUUUGGUCAAAUAUUUGAUAACGGAAAGUCAUCAUCAAAUAACACACUAGUUGAUUGUUUAAUAAAAACUUGUGCAUUAUGUUUUCUUUGGUAUUUAACUUGUUAUUUAAUUAUUCGUUCAAUGACAAUUCUCAUUUCUAUGGAAAUUAUCAUUCUUUACUCAAUAACAGUAACAUCGCGACAACUUUUUGGAUGGAUCUUUUUACAUGAGCAAUUUAUCGGUAAUAAGGUUAUUGCUUAUAUAGUUGCUUUAUCAGCUCUACUGUUUCUUGCUCAUAACGAUGGAUUUCGUUUCAAUACAUUUUUACUUGGCCUUUCGAUGGUUGCUUGUGCUGUUGGAUUGAAAACAACUUUUGAUAUCCUUGUUAAUAGUUUUGUUGAAGAUUUAUCAAAUACGACACUGAGAAUUGUAAUGAUCAAUGUGUGUUUUUGUGGAACAUGCCUUCUAUGGCCAUUUGCUUUACUUCUUCAUUUUACUCAAAUCGAACAAUUAGAGUACAAACAUAUUCGAUGGUCAUUAACUAUUGCUACAUUGAUUUGUACUCUCAUAUUCAAUGUUCUGACAAUCGUAAUUCCAUUCAAAUAUAGUUCAAUAGCAAAUGUAGCUUGCUUACUUUUGGUAAUACCUUCAACGUCUAUCAUUGAUCGUUAUUUGUUUAAUAUUAAUUAUUCACCUCUCGUUAUAUCAGCUAUUUUGUGUUCAUCUACUGCUGUUCUUCUUUCAAUGAUACCAAAAGAAUGGUUUCAAGUUAGUGAAACAACCAAAAUGAAACAAGCAUUAGGAUUACUUAAUAAAGAUUCAAAUGCAAAUACUGGUACAACAAGCACUGGUGGAGCAACAAGUGGAACAUCCUCAGCGUUUGAAGAAAUACGUGCUCAAAGACGCAUUCGUAAUGCUCUUUUAUAUAACGAGGUCAAGACAUGA